CCAGUUGCUUUUGAUCAUCGACAAGUUCGACUUCGCCUUUCUCUUCUUCUAUAUACACCACAGGCUUGGUUGCAUUUCCUCACAUUCUACGAGAUGAAGUACUCAUUCAGCCUCGUCCUCGCGGCGCUCUCCGUAGGCAGCGUCACAGCCUCGCCUGUUGACCUCGAAGCUCGCCAAACCGGCAGCACAGAUCCCUACAUGGACUCCGGCCUCCCAGGCCACACCAUCUACCUCCCUGCCGGCAACCCGACCAACGGCAAGUACCCCGUCCUCGUCUGGGGCAACGGCGCCUGCAGCACCGACGGCCGCUCCAACAGCGCUCUGCUCCGUAACAUGGCCGCCAACGGCUUCCUCGCCAUCUCCGAGGGUGGCCUCAACGGCGGCGGCUCAUCCACCGCUCAAACCAUGAAGGCAGCCAUCGACUGGAUCACCAAGACCGCAGGCACAGGCCGCUACGCCAACGUAGACGCAAGCCGCAUCAUGGCCGCCGGUUUCUCCUGCGGUGGCGUCCAAGCCGCAGACAACAUCAAUGACCCGCGCGUCGACACAGUCGGAAUCAUCAGUUCGGGACUUCUGUCCAACACCGAUGCCGCGAAGUCGUGGAAGAAGCCCGUUCUCUUUGUUCUUGGUGGAACUGGUGAUAUCGCGUACCAGAACGGCGAGCGCGACUACCGCAACCUCCCUGCCGGCACCCCCUCGUGGAAAGGCAACAUCCCCGUCGGCCACGGCGGCACCCUUGGCGACGCAAACGGCGGCAAGUUCGGUCGCGCAAUCCUUAACUGGGCUAAGUGGACCCUCAAGGGCGACCAGACUGCUGCUCAGUGGUUCAGGAACGGUUACCAGUCUGAUGGAUGGCAAGUUCAGUCUAAGGAUUUGGAUAAGCUUAAGCCUGCUACUAAGUAGAGCUCUACGCUUCCCAGCGGGCGAGUGAAAAAAUCUCGAUGCGGCUGAGUCUUUUCCUUUUUCUCCUUCGCGUUUUCAGGAGAACAAGUAAGAGGGCGCUACAUCGCAUGGAUUGUACAUAUUCUUUUUUCUCGUCUGUACUUUCCCCCUUCUUUCUCUCGGCUUUCAGGCUGGGAAAUCUUCCAAAAUUUAGCAUGAUUAUGUGGUUAUGCGGUUAUGCCUACUGUGUAGAAAGCUACUUCGUGACAAUUGUAUAUAUUCUACUUGUCAAUAUCG
Bipolaris sorokiniana ND90Pr is the source of this 1179-nucleotide messenger RNA. RefSeq lists its product as uncharacterized. Bases 94 to 903 code for a protein of 269 amino acids. The record is from RefSeq and is a predicted model, not a curated record. The transcript has 3 exons. Lineage: Eukaryota; Fungi; Ascomycota; Dothideomycetes; Pleosporales; Pleosporaceae.